AUGGAUGCAGAUUUUGAAAGAGUCCAAAAAGAGCGACUCCCCACUUUGUAUGAAGUACUAAUACAGAAAACCGUAGUUCCUGUUGAUUUAUGGUCCUUUUAUACAUAUCUCUCACAAUUCCCAUUUGCAAUAAACUAUCUAGAUUUCUGGAUUGAUUUGAUGGCUCACAUACGGCUUUGUAAAGAUUAUGUUAGGCUUGUACGAGAGUCGGUAUUGAUUGCACGAGGUGCUUCUGAUACACAAAAUGAAAAAAUAGGACAACUGAAUAAUGGUGACCAGAUAGCAGAUGAUAACUCCGAUAAUAGUAAUAGCGAAGAGGAUGAUGACAACAGAUCGGUAACAACUUCUGUAUUGUUGGGCGCAUUAUUAGAAGAUGGAAGAAUAGAUUUAGAAAACCAACAAGGUUUGAACGAUUUUAUUCAAGGCGAUGCACAUAAUAAUAAUAAUAAUAAUAAUAAUAAUAAUAAUAAUACAAACAAUGAUUACUCGCCGAAAAUUGCGGAUCUUAUAGAAGGUUGGAAAAGACACUCUGACACACAUAACGAAGCACUCAAUAUUGAUAACCCUAAUCUUGCUGUUUUAAUGGACGAAGUGCUUAAGAAGCAUCCAGAGGGACUACCACUCCCACACAUUACUGCGGAUGAAUUGCGUUCGAACGCUGAGCAUAUCUGUAACACAUAUUUAUUAUCUCCUAAUGAGAGUCAACGUUAUCUGAGUAAUAUACCAGAUGAUCUAAGGAUUGGUAUUGUUAGAGAAGUAAUGGAAGAUAAAAAAUUUACACCAGAAACUUUCGACCAAUUAAAGACGUUAACAUACCAAUUCUUAGAGGUGGAUUGUUUUCCGAAAUUUCUAAGUAGAGUGGCAUUGCAUAAUAUUCAUGAUGAGGUAUCCGAUUGGAGAUUUCAUCAGGAUAAUGAUGAAACAAAUAAUACAAACCAAUCAAGAACGAUACAGCGAACGAAUAAGAAAAACAAUAUCAAUUCUAUAAGGUAUCAGGGAUCAAGGUCCCCGUUCUCUAACUAUACGUCCUUAAGUAGGACGAUAUUUGGUAUGGUAUGGUUGGGAAUAGGCUUUUGGAUAGGGUAUGUUUUAAUAUUUCUAAAAUAUAGCAGAGCUAUCAGAGUCACUACUGUAGUACCUUUUGCCAUUGGGUGUUAUAUGAUCAUAUGCGGUAUGUAUGAAGUUGAUAUUAUCUAUUCAUGGUUUGGGAUCACACAAAGGUUGAUGUUCAAAGACAACGAUUUCGAUAAUCUUAAUGUCAAGAAAGGUGAUGAUACUUCUCAGGAAGGGGUGGACAUAGAACAAGGAAGAAUGCAUGGUUUUAAAAACAUUCCCUUCAUUUUUGCAUUAUUGGGUGGAAGAAGUAGACUAUUAAAGGUAGAACAUCCAUUUAUCAAGGCUCUCCUUUUUAAAAGAGGAUUAUGGUGCUGUAUGUUGGUCUUUAUCUCUACAGCAUGUUUUACAAUCAUAUUCAGUUGCGUUCCGGGAUAUAGAAUAUAA
This is a messenger RNA of Maudiozyma saulgeensis, 1500 nucleotides long. The record is from the annotation of a GenBank genome assembly. NCBI's taxonomy places the organism in Eukaryota, Fungi, Ascomycota, Saccharomycetes, Saccharomycetales, Saccharomycetaceae.